UUGUUUGUAGAAUACGCAUUUCUCGAAGGUUAUUUGCGAGCAUUUGCUUUGAAGCAGGAACCUGACCUAUUGCAAUGUCAUGGUCGUGGAAUAGAACAGACUCUAAUGAAUCCGUUAUCGCAACAACCUCAACCAGUUGUGUCUACACAGUUUACUGUUCAAAACUUGACAGGAUUGUCGCAGCUGUCAACUUUAUCUUCAAUGCCUCCCUGUUCAGCUUCCACCGCGUCAGAAUCACCACCAUUUGAGCCAAAGCCAUCCACGUCAGGAUUGAAUAGCAAUUCUUUACAAGUUACCUUCGAAAUUUUUCUGAGAUAUGCUUGGAACAAAAUAUUCAACUUUCAAGCUGAAAACGGUUCGGAAGAGGCAGAUGAUAUCCAGGGGACUAGUACUGGAAGGCGUAAACGAUCAACACAUACGAAGGGAAAUAAAUUGUGGGAAUUCAUAAGAGAUGCAUUAAAGGACCCAGAAACAUGCCCGAGUAUAGUAAGGUGGGAAGAUCCCAAGGAAGGAGUGUUUCGUAUUGUUGAGUCCGAGAAACUAGCACGUUUGUGGGGGAAGAAAAAAAAUAAUGCGAAGAUGACUUACGAGAAACUGAGUCGUGCGAUGCGGACUUACUAUGACAAGCAGAUUUUGGUGCCUGUUCCAAAAACGGGUUUAUACCCUAAAAAGUUAGUAUAUAAAUUUGGCCCUGGAGCUGAAGAAUGGGAGAAAGCAACUAAAGUGGAUGGAAUAGAUGUGACUGGACUUGAUGAUAAUGGCGAAUUUACGAAAUAUAUGUUUUUUAGGUAUUAUUAUAAUACAAAAAUUUUGCUACCUGUAUCUGGUCGAAGAUUAGUAUAUAAAUUUGGCCCGUCUGCGCAGGGUUGGAAACAAGGCAGUGUAGUUCUCUUGGACACCAGUGGAACCAUUAAUAACUGUCAAGUGAAUUUUAUUCGUGGUAACUUUAUCCGGCAACAACCGUGUUUGAACGUUGACUUAGACGCUGAAGAAAAGCCGGUCGACGGUACAUCGGGUAGCCGACAGUGUGAGGGUAGUUGCAGCAGCGAAAUCUCGGAAGAUGAUGAAGAUGUUUGCUAUACAGAUGGCAAUGAUGAGCUGCGCCAGAACUAUAGGCUGCAGGACACGUCUAACCAACCGCCAGUUGUAAUGUUGCUGAAUCGACCAAUGUAA
Enterobius vermicularis (human pinworm) is the source of this 1173-nucleotide messenger RNA. NCBI's taxonomy places the organism in Eukaryota, Metazoa, Nematoda, Chromadorea, Rhabditida, Oxyuridae. The record is from the annotation of a GenBank genome assembly.